This is a messenger RNA of Rosa chinensis, 1235 nucleotides long. RefSeq names its product elongator complex protein 5. NCBI's taxonomy places the organism in Eukaryota, Viridiplantae, Streptophyta, Magnoliopsida, Rosales, Rosaceae. Gene Ontology annotation, cellular component: nucleus; cytosol; elongator holoenzyme complex. Gene Ontology annotation, biological process: tRNA wobble uridine modification. The record is from RefSeq and is a predicted model, not a curated record. Gene Ontology annotation, molecular function: tRNA binding. The coding region runs from base 393 to 959 and encodes 188 amino acids. The transcript has 8 exons.
UAUUUUUUAUUUUGGGACCGGUCAUCUCGUUUCAAGCCCCACCGCCGUGACUUGGAGACUUGGAGCGCAGAGCACUCCCAACUCGGUGACCUGCAACUCCGCCUCUCCGGUCUCCGCGCCUCCCCCCUCCAGAUUUGCAGACAGUUAAAGACUCAAAAUGAUGUAAUUGCUUGGCCUAUGGAUACUGAUUAACUGAUGGUAUAUUGAUCUUGAUGUUGAUUACUUGAUUUUAAUUAAGUUUGUAACUUUGCAUGAUUCAUGAUUCAUGAGGAGAAGGGCUCAGACCUCAGAAGCAGAGGGCCACAAUUCCUUUGAGAAAGCUUGAAAAAAAAUAAAGAAGUCCAAGCCCCACCGAACUUAGAAUCCUGGAUCCGCCUCUGCUGAGGGCAACAAUGGCGGCGGAAUGGAUUUGCAGAGCACUUCGAGACGGAGCUUUGGAAGGCGAGCACGCGCCGGCUCUUACAAUAAAGGAUUUCAUCGCCUCACCUCUAGGCUUCGACGUCUUCACUCACUUCCUCUCUCACCACUUCACCAAUAUCUCUGCUGGCAAAUUUCAAUCGCGAGGUCUCGUGCUCGUCGCAUUUUCUCGGAGUCCCUCAUUUUACUUGGACUUGUUGAGCAAGAGGGGACUUCCUAUUGCUUCGUCUCACCACUGGAUUAUGAUUCUUGAUUGUUACACGGAUCCUCUUGGUUGGAAGGAUCAGAUGGGGCAGUGUGGGAGUGCGACCAAACUCUCUUAUGACAUAGCUAGUAUUUGUGGGAAUGUGAAGGAUGUGGGUAGUCUCUUCUCUUUGAUUAUUUCACUUGGAAGAGGAUUUGUUGUACAAGGGAAAGUUCGCUUUUGUGUUGCAAUAGACUCAGUAAAUGAAAUGUUAAGAUAUGCAUCCUUGUCAUCAGUUGCUGGCCUUAUAAGCAGUCUUCGUUGCUGUGGUAUAUCCAAGUACAACCAAACCAUGUAAAACGGAUUAUUUUGAUAUUAGUUUUUCACCCAGCUGCUGAGGUUCAUUUACUACUUUCCUAUGUCAGAUUGGGAAGUAGUAGUAGUUGCCUGUGCUAACAUAAAGAGAUAAGAAGUAGAGCACCAAGAAAUAGUACCCAUUAGUUCUUAUGAUAACGGUACAACCCAAUCCAUAUACUGAGAUCCACUAGUUCACAUGAGUGUAUACGCGAAUAGCAUUACUAAUCACCCCUUUCCCUUCUAAUACAGAAGGUAGUGGUUUCCCUGAGUUUCCUUU